UUUUCUUUAACUCUUCCUGAUACUUCACUCACUGCUGAAGAAGACCAGAACACAAAGGAGAAGCCAUGAGGAACACACUGCUGAGGAUGCUGGCCGCCCUGAUGUGUGUACUGGCUGCCUGCGCCGACAUCCCGCCUGUGCAAGACUUCGACCUGCAGAAGAUGGCAGGCAAGUGGUACGUGGUUGGCUUUGCCACUAACGCUCCGUGGUUUGUGAACCACAAGGCAGGGAUGAAGAUGGGCACUGCCGUUAUAGUGCCAACUGCUGGAGGAGACCUGGACCUCUCUUAUGCCAACCUGAAUGCUGAUGGUACCUGCUGGAGAAUGACUCACCUGGCUAAGAAAACCGACACUCCUGGACGCUUCACCUUCCACAGCCAGGUUUGGAACAAUGACAACGACAUGCGCAUUGUUGAUGUUCUGUACAAUGAGUACGCUUUGGUCCACACUAUCAAGACAAAGGACGGAGUGUCUGAGGUCCUCAACAAGCUUUACAGUCGCACUACUGAGGCCAGUGCUGCCCUGCAGCAGAAGUUCACACAGUUCUCCCUGGAUACUGGCAUUCUCGCUGACAACAUCGCCAUCCUGCCUCAAAAUGCUGAGUGUCCCGAGGUCUGAAGCGUCCCCUGCUUCCUUCCAUCCUUCAUCUCUCGCUCUGUGAAGUGCCAGGCUUUCAUCUCACAAGAGUCUUCCUUUCCCCCCUCAUUGUGAUGUCUGCAUCAUCACAAAGCUAAACCUGAGAUGAAUGAAAUUUAAGCAUAAUCCCUGCUGCCUACCAAAGACCAAUCCUGAUCCUAGUUCAGGCCUCAUUCCCCCCAACUCGCGAAUUAACUGUAACUUCAGAGUGGAACAACAAAGGGCUGAUGGUGAAACAAAGGGAUGGAAUAUAUUAAACUGUGAAAGCUGCUAGUUUACCUUUUGGACAAGCGCUUCUUUUGUAACUGCUGAUUUUCUGCUGUAAUGCUCUUUUUAUAUCUUUUGUUCAAAAUAAACUCAAAGCCAGUCAAAACUAAACAAA
Molecule: messenger RNA, 1017 nt
Organism: Perca fluviatilis (European perch)
Lineage: Eukaryota; Metazoa; Chordata; Actinopteri; Perciformes; Percidae
Product: lipocalin-like
Exons: 6
Coding region: 66-617 (183 amino acids)
Molecular function (GO): small molecule binding
Source: RefSeq, a predicted model, not a curated record